AUGUCAGCAAAGACAUCAAAGGUCCUAUCAUGGUACCAAUCUACAGCUGAUAAACGGAUACUUCGCAGACACAAGAUUGGACCUCCUGAUGUGCACCCUCAAGAGCCUCGUCAGGAGGAAGACAAUCUUAGCAACGAACGCCUCCGCAAAGGAUAUCAGGUGGGCACGACACCAUUUGAACAUGAAUCGCUCGUGUUCAACAGCCGUUCAGCGAAACUUGACAGACUGGAUGAAGCUCAUGCGAAAUCUGCAGCGCUCCUGAAUUUGGUCCUUCAUCGCAAAGGCGAGAUCAAUGCCAAUCUAGAUAAAGAGAGGAGAAAGAACAGAGAAACUACUGGUGCACAAUUUGCAACUGCGAAAGCUAAGGAGCGUGCUGCAUGGUUUACGGACCUCGCGCGGGGAAAAGCUCUCUCCCAGCUUGCGAAGAAAGUUCCGACCAUCAAGCGGCGGGAAGAAGGAUUGGAAUAUCUAUGCGACUACAGAAUACCCUCCUUUCGGGCGUUAUGGUACCUCAAAGUUACUGCUGCUCUCACUGGAAGCCCUAGUACUGCAAAGCAAAAGAAGUCUAUCAGUGACCUUUUUUCUGCCGAGUACAAGGACAUUUUCGUUAAAGCAAUCAAAGAACUGACCAAUCGAAUGUGGGACGUGAACGAUCUGUCAGCUUGUCCUAUUUAUAAAGAACGCUGGCUUUAUAUAUCGAAUUUGAGCAAAUGCGCAUUUGAGGAUGGUGUGAUCGAAAGACAAGAUUUCCUCAAUGAAUUAUGCGACAUAUUUUCCGAUUACUUCGUGAGAAGGAUAAAAAACGAAGAAAAGUUACCGCAGCUGAGGGUGUAUCUGUUAUUCCUUACCCAGUUUUUGCGGCAUAUCAACAAUAAUCUCAUCCUUGCUCGACGACUAGCCCACAUGAUUGCUAUGAAGCUGCGAUUGUACAAAAUGGAGUACGACGAACAGAACAACACGGUUACCAAGGGAUCUGAAGCAUUCAAUGCGUUGAUCAAAUGCUCAGCUCUUCGUCCUGUCAUUCACGUUCUCACUGCGAUCUUGCAGAAUAUCGUUAUCGAUGCUCCAGCCGCUGUGAUCUGGAAUAAAUUCAAGGUUUCAACGACAGAUAAACUUCCUUUCAUUUUGUCUCAGCUGUGUGGAUCUCCUCUCGAUCUUCUUCCUUGUCCUGUGCACGAACUGCCUCUCCCACCUGGGAAAGAUAAGCACGACCCAGAAAUCUCACUUUUAGCAAAACUUGUGAAUGGCUGUCUUGAUGUGAUUGGUAUUUUGGACUCUACGGAUGUGCUUGAGCCGAAUAUCUUACCUGCCGUGACAACGCGAAUCUUUACUUUUAGAUCGGAUAAUUGGGCUGAGGAAGUGCUUAUCCGGAUUAAACUUAUGUUGCACUGGGCUGUUACAGCAGAACGUGAAGGUAGCCAUAGAGCAAUCAUUGUAACUAAGGUUAUCUAUCAGCAAGUGUUGAAUCAGCAAUCUUACAUGUUCGGCCCUUUUCACAUGCAGGAUAUUAUUUUGAACUAUUUCUAUACUGAAGCUCCUACACCCGGAUCGAAGUUCUAUCACCAAGAGUUUGCUUCUCUAGUCACACUAUUUAUUGAGCUUUCCCGAUUCAAAUUAUUUGUUCAUGACUGUUUUGUGAAAGAGCUCAUCAAAUCUGGGGAGCUUGACUAUCAACGCCCUAUAAUGGAUAAGUUCAAAUCUGAGAACAAGCCACCAGACCCGAUCACUUCCUCCCUCAUGUCUGCUCAGUUCGAAGACCUGACUCCCGAUGAACCACCAAAACCCACUAGUCUGAUCUCAUACAAACAAGAUGAUAAAGACGAACACAUUUACCUUAAUGAUGAAAUGUCAAUGAAUGAUCGCAUUCUCAUCCAGAUGCCGUUACGCCAAACAGAGGAACACCGUAGUGAAGCAAACCAGCGGGCGCUUGUUUUGUACGGGAUGGAUGAUGCGCGCGAGAACCAUAAGUCGGAGAUGAAAAAGAUCGCAAAGGAAAUAUGCAAGAUCUGGCAAAAGAAGAUCCAUGUGCAAUUUUAUGAAGGAAAUGAAGCUCCAAUGUGGAAACAAUCUAUUAACUCACAGAGAAUUGUGGAAAUUCUUGCGAGGUUCCGAAGUCAAACGUAUUACGACCAAAUGAUGAUUUGUGGAUGGUGUGCAGAAUCUUUUUCGGACAUGAUCCGCGACUUCAUAUUGGGUCAUUCUCUACAAAUGCCUACAUCUGAGGCGUUAGAUAUCAUCUGCGGGAUGUUCGAAUCAGCUCAAUAUAUUUACGGGAUAUUUGAAUUGUGUGAAGCGGUGACUCCGUUGUUGCCAUGUGCUGAGAAGGUAAUUCGUUCUUUGGCUGCUGAUGUGAUACCCGGCAGCAUGUCGGGUCAGCUGGGAUACGUUUUCGUUGCUUACAUUUGCAAGCAUUGGCAUUAUUUCUUGCACUCGGAUCUGGCUCCAACGAUAACCAAUCAGUAUGUUUCUUUCUUUUCAGGACAAACAUUGAGAGCGGCUCGUAUACCUUUUUGUGACACUUCUUAUUAUAGGUUGUAUGAACUGAUUGAGCGAAUGAUUCGGGCUCACGAAUAUCCUAUGACUGGUUGGGGCCGAACAAUUGCAGCUUUUGUUUAUCAUUCGAAAAGCCAGCUAAAGAAGAGUCAAGUGAGUACCAUCCUAUUGUGCAGUCUUUGGCAUACUUAUGCUGAAAAUUUCCAGCUUUCCGAUAUCAAGCUUCACGGUGCUCGUGAUGAUUUUCGCCAUGUUUUCAAUCAUGGGAGUUCUUCAUACAAUGGAGGAAGCAGAUAUAAUGAAUUGUUUUUCAAAGAUGUUUUUGAAAAGAAGUUACGUUUUUUCUCAUAUCAUGAGUACAAAAAGAGGCUUCCGUCGUUUGGGCAACUUUACAAUCGCUACUCUUUUGUUAUAAAUUCCUUCAUUGCCGCUAAGAACUUUAUGCGUGAUCAUGAUCGACUUUCUGAUCUGGCUACCUUCUGUGGUCACAUCUCCACGCAGAUACCUGCACUCGCAGACGAAUGGGUGGCGGCCAUCAAGGCUUUGUGCUGCACGAGUAUGAGUCAACAUACGGGUUAUGGUAAACUUCUUGAGUACAUUGAUGUUAAUGACUGCUCGACGCAUUAUCCCAUUGCUACAUUCGUUAUGUUAUUAGCGGGUAAAUACGCUUUCAGCGUUCCUAGACUAAUUGCUGAGCUUUUGAACAACGCAUUUCCCAUCAUUAUGAAAAGAGAACAGAGCUCGUUUGUUAGCGGCAGAUACAAUGGUAAAUUUUAUUCACCAGGCGCUUUUCAAUAUGUUAGGACAUAUAUGUUUUUAGUUAUUGGCAGAAGCGACUAUGACUGUGAACCUGGGGUAUGCCUGACGCUUCUAAUUCUCGCACAGAUCAGUUGCGCAACAGAUGAGCCUUUUCAUAUGUCUGAGCACUAUGUAGGCGGAACCCCAAAAGUCAAGCUGUUGGGCAAGUGUGAGAUGGAUAAUGUAUUGUUUCCCAUGCUCAGCAAUAUCUGUAUUCUAAUGGACACAUUGCGAGCGAGAUUCAAGGACUUAGACUUUGAACCCAGCCGGAUUGUGGACUCGACCAGCUAUCGGCGUGAGUAUUUGAUGAUAAUGCUGAAAGCUGUACAGCUCAUUAUCUGUGAGGAGGAUUGGGUCACGAUGAAGAUGUUUAAAAUAGUUGAAACAAAUCGUAUGGAAGCGUUCAAUCAUGACCGCUUAAAGCAGAAUUGUCUCGGUCAACAAUUAUUGCGACUUGGUAUUCGUCGACGAAGCGAACGCGAAGUUGUUAGGGAAUUGUCUGUGUGUAAUGGGAACUCGAAAAAGGCACUAAUUGAUAAGCUGUUAGCAGUUAUGAAUAUGUGGAAUAUGAGAGCGACUUUAUUUGACCUUAUGCUUAUGAUCAAGGAGAUUUCUCCUGAGGGUGCACAGAAGCAUGCUCAACAGAGUGCAAUAGCGGCUGAUGCUCUUAUGGGAGAAAUUGGAAAGUGUUGUCGUGAUUUGUUUACCAAUGCCCAUAAAGAAGGCUUACAACUUUCUUCUGCCAUCGUUAGUGUUAGUUGUUGUGAUAAUAAGAUAACUGUAGCUUGGUCGCGACUUCCGUUUUCGUCAUGUUACUAA
Molecule: messenger RNA, 4110 nt
Organism: Strongylus vulgaris
Lineage: Eukaryota; Metazoa; Nematoda; Chromadorea; Rhabditida; Strongylidae
Source: the annotation of a GenBank genome assembly